UUUAUUUUUUGCUUUGCAGGGAUAAUGGCCCAAGCAGCAACGCCAGCGUUGUCCGUCCAUGAUGAAGACUCCUCUGAAAGUAGAAUGGUGGUUACAUUCCUCAUGUCAGCCCUUGAGUCAAUGUGUAAAGAACUUGCCAAGUCAAAGGCAGAAGUCGCUUGUAUUGCUGUGUAUGAAACAGAUGUGUUUGUAGUUGGAACUGAGAGGGGAAGAGCUUUUGUCAAUACACGGAAAGAUUUUCAGAAGGAUUUUGUUAAAUACUGUGUUAAUGAAGAGGAAAAGGCUGCUGAACUGCAGAAAACAAAGUCUACAUCACUCGUAAACAGGCUGACAGUAGAUAUUGUAGAAAUGGAAGCUCUCCGAAAGUCUGUAGAGGAUUUUUUCUGUUUUUGUUAUGGUAAAGCUUUAGGGAAGUCAACAGUAGUCCCUGUGCCGUAUGACAAGAUUCAAAGGGACCAGUCUGCAGUGGCAGUGCAAGGUCUCCCGGAAGGACUUGCAUUUAAACAUCCAGCAAAUUAUGAUGUGACAACAUUGAAAUGGAUUUUGGAAAACAAAUCGGGGAUCUCAUUCGUGAUCAAAAGGCCUUUCCUAGAGCCAAAGAAACACCUAGGAGCACACGUGACUGUUACAGAUUCUGCGUGCACAAUUACACCACCCAGUGGAAGUUGUCCUCCUGUCCAAGUAAAAACAGAACCAAAUGAGGAUUCUGGAAUUUCACUUGAGAUGGUAACCGUAAAGGAGGAAUCGGAAGAUCCUGACUACUAUCAGUAUAAUAUUCCAGCAGGCCCUUCAGAAACUUCAGAAAUUGAUGAAAAAAUUGCUCUUGCGAAGUCUUAUACAGGAAGCCACCAGGGUUCCGAUUGCAGUGAAGGAACAGAUGUGGAAAUACCGGUAGAAGAUUCUUCUCAGCAUGCCGCUUCGGAAACCAGUGAGGACCCUGAAGUUGAAGUCACCAUUGAAGAUGAUGAGGACUACUUACCACCUAACAAGAGACCGAAGAACACAGAGUCUACAAAUGAGGCUGCCAAUGCUGGGAGAAGAAAAGUGAGAGAAUUCAAUUUUGAGAAAUGGAAUGCCCGAAUUACAGACUUGAGAAAGCAAGUUGAAGAAUUAUUUGAAAAGAAAUAUGCUCAAGCUAUAAAAGCGAAAGGUCCAGUAUCUAUCCCGUACCCGCUUUUCCAGUCACACGUAGAAGACUUGUAUGUGGAAGGACUUCCAGAAGGAAUUCCGUUCAGAAGGCCAUCUACCUAUGGGAUCCCACGCCUGGAGAGGAUACUACUAGCCAAGGAACGGAUACGCUUUGUGAUUAAGAAACAUGAACUUUUGAAUUCAACACGAGAAGAUGCACCGCUGGAUAAACCAGCUGCAGGAGUGAAAGAAGAGUGGUAUGCCCGAAUCACCAAAUUAAGAAAGAUGGUAGAUCAGCUUUUCUGCAAAAAAUUUGCUGAAGCCCUAGGGAGCACGGAGCCGAAAGCUGUCCCAUAUCAGAAAUUUGAGGCACACCCCAGUGAUCUCUAUGUGGAGGGUCUGCCAGAGAACAUUCCAUUUAGGAGUCCAUCCUGGUAUGGAAUCCCUCGGCUGGAAAAGAUUAUUCAAGUGGGCAACAGAAUAAAAUUUGUAAUCAAAAGGCCAGAACUACUAACUCUCAGUCCAACAGAAGUCACUCAACCAAGAUCCAAUACUCCAGUCAAAGAAGAUUGGAAUGUCAGAAUCACAAAACUAAGGAAGCAAGUGGAAGAGAUAUUUAAUCUGAAAUUUGCCCAAGCAUUGGGGCUUUCUGAAGCAGUGAAGGUUCCGUACCCUGUAUUUGAAUCAAACCCUGAGUACUUGUAUGUGGAAGGCUUGCCUGAAGGAAUCCCCUUCCGGAGUCCUACAUGGUUUGGAAUUCCACGACUUGAAAGAAUUGUCCGUGGCAGUGGCAAAAUCAAAUUUAUUGUUAAAAAGCCAGAGCUUGUUACUUCUUAUUUGCCUGCUGGAUUGGCUAGCAAAGUUAACACUAAAGCACUGAGUCCAAAGAGUUCAAAGAGAGCAAGAAGUCCUGCAAGCAAUUCAAAGGUCCCAGAGAUUGAGGUGACUGUUGAAGAAGGUCCUAAUAAACCGCAAACAACAGAUGUUCGAACUAAUUCUCAAACCAAUGGGUCCAAUAUGGGCUUCAAGCCACGAGGAAGAGAAUUUUCUUUUGAGGCUUGGAAUGCCAAAAUUACUGACCUGAAACAAAAAGUUGAAAAUCUUUUUAAUGAAAAAUGUGGGGAAGCUCUGGGGCUUAAAGAUCCUGUCAAGGUCCCGUUUGCAUUAUUUGAAUCCUACCCAGAGGAUUUCUAUGUGGAAGGACUGCCAGAGGGAGUGCCAUUCCGCCGACCAUCCACUUUUGGCAUUCCAAGACUGGAGAAGAUCCUGCGAAACAAAUCUAAGAUAAAAUUUAUCAUAAAAAAGCCUGAGAUGUUCGAGGCGGCGAUUAAAGAAAGUUCUGCUAAAAGUCCCCAGAGAAAAACCAGUUCAUCCAAUACAUCAAAUACACCAAGCACCACAACAAAACCAGUGGUGAACACAGCUGCAGGUGUUGAAGAUCUUAACAUCAUUCAAGUGACUAUACCAGAUGAUGAAAAUGAAAGAUUAUCCAAAGUAGAAAAGGCUCGACAGCUGAGAGAACAAGUAAAUGACCUCUUCAGCCGGAAGUUUGGUGAAGCAAUUGGUAUGGGUUUCCCUGUGAAAGUCCCAUACAGAAAAAUCACCAUAAAUCCUGGGUGCGUGGUGGUGGAUGGAAUGCCUCCUGGAGUGGCAUUUAAAGCUCCCAGUUAUCUAGAAAUCAGCUCCAUGAGGAGGAUUUUGGAAUCAGCAGAGUUUAUCAAAUUUACUGUCAUUCGCCCAUUUCCAGGACUUGUGAUUAACAACCAGUUAAUGGAGAAAACUGAAUCAGAAACACCAGCUGCGGCACCAACACCAGCUGCGGCACCGGCGCCAGUAGUAAAAGAGCCCGCUGAACCAAGCCAAAUAGAAGUAUCUGUAGAAGAUGUAGCAGAAACAGAAGAAAGUUCUGAAAUAAAACAGGAGCCGGACCCAACGUGGUAGACCUUAUCAAUAUUAGGUCAGAAGCAUGCAGUCCGGAGAAGAGCUUGCUGGGACUGUCCUGAACUGUGUAAUAUAAUUGUAUAAGAGAAGUACCUUCUAUACAAACCCUUUUUGUACUUUUAGAUAGAAAUGUCUACUUUUUCAGCAGUUCUGUGAAUUGACUUAAAGCAAAGAGUGACUGUAGAUUUGGAAAGGCUGAUUAUAUAUUAUAAGGAUUAAAUUUGAGGCAGCAAUGCUGAAAAAAUGACAGGGAUUAAUUCAGAUUUUCAAAAAAUCAACAGGAAUCUAGAAGCUGUCUACAUUUCCCAAUAAAGUAGAAUUGUACUGUGCCUGGAUACAUCUCAGCUUUUGCGAUGAAGAAAAAUACCUACAGUAGUAGUUCAGUUAAUUUUCUGUUUUGGGAAAAAAUAAUGAUUUUUGGUUCUUUCUCCUUAAUGGCUGAUUGGACAAUAGUAUCUGUAUAUUUGAACUAAUUUUUCCUAUGAUAUCUAUCUCAAUUCAUAUGUUUUUCAUAAAUAAAAGAUGAACUCGUUCACCUGACCGUUAGUAUGCAUUAAUAAAAUGGACUAUGAAAUGAUCAGCAA
Messenger RNA from Pelodiscus sinensis (Chinese soft-shelled turtle), 3653 nucleotides. Lineage: Eukaryota; Metazoa; Chordata; Testudines; Trionychidae. The record is from RefSeq and is a predicted model, not a curated record.